UUAUAAUAAAAAUCAGAAACAGAAGCAAACUUGUGAUUUUGUAAUUUGUAGGUAGGUUGCUUGAUUUGUCGCCUGGGAUUCAUCAUCUUCUUCUUGCUGUGGGAGUGAUCAGUGAUGGGUAUGGAGACAGUUUGGAAUUCCCAAAGCAACUGGACCAUUGCCUCGGGCUCUAUCCGCGACUGCAUCACCUUCCAAUCCUCUCUCUCACUCCUCCACGAUGACGAUGAUUCUGAAUCCACCCCCACUCCUCUCCUUCUUCACCCCCCUUCUCCGGAUUCCACUCCUUGCGAGAUCAAAAUUACUUUUGCGGAGAAACACGAGCUCAGACAAAUCUACGUUCGGAGCACGGCUCGCGUCUACGAGAUUUACUAUGCGCCCAAUUCUCGCACCAACAACGACUAUCUCUCUACUGUCCGAUGCGGUAUCGCUGUUAGAGACGAUCAGGUUCUUCGUUCUCCUUCUAUUCAAAAUCUGAGCGACGAUAACGUUAAUAAGACUGAAGAUGAUUGGGUUGAAGUCAAAGUUCCUGAUUCUCCUUCCCAAACCAAACCCUACCCCAAUUCCACCAAAACCUCUCUGUCUCAGUCUCAGGAUCUUUAUGAGGCUACAGCAGAGAUUAAUGAUGCAAAUCCUUGCAUUUCUGUUACUCUUCGUCUGCUCUCGCUUCAGAACAAAGGCCGUGUUUACGUUGAUGAGAUUUAUGUGUUUGCUGAUCCCGUUGAUUCAGUUGAUUCAGAAAGCCAAGAAAACCAUAAUGAAAACUCAUCUAGCAGUUCUCUCAUGGCUAUGUUUCUCCCUUUAAUGCAAUUAUCUAAGACAACAGGGCUUAGCAAUCUAAAUUCUCUUAGAAAGGAAAAGCUACAUGUUUCGGAGGAUGAUUUGGAAGUAACUCUCCCAAGUGAUUCUGUAAUUAAAACUCAGCUAAAAGGAAACACUAGCAUAACUGAUCCUCAAGAAGUGAAGUUGAAUGAGGUAAAAGGAGGUUGGGUGGGUCCUUCCCAGCCAGAUGCACUCUCACAAGAUGCUAGAAUAGAGAGCAAUCAUGCUGCAGUAUCCUCACAAACUGCUAAAAUGGACAGCACUUGCAGUGUUGUAACCUCAAAAAUUGCCGAAAUGGAGAACAACCACAGUGCUGUUCCCUUUCAAUUUGCUAAAACGGAAUGCAAUUGUAGUGCUGUUCCUUCACAAGGUUCUAUUCCUGAGAGCAAUCAUGGUGAUUAUUUGGGUGGCAAAGUUGAAAGGGCCCUGGAACAACUUGUAUCCCGCAUGGACAGGAUAGAAGAAAUCUGUCUUGGCUUUCAAGAGAAAAUGGUAAUGCCCAUGAGCAGCAUGGAGGCAAGACUUCAGCGAGUUGAGCUGCAACUGGAUACUCUGACUAAGAAAUUGCAGACUUCUGCUUUGCCAUCAUGUUCUAGAAUUUCUGCUCCCGAUGCUUCUUGUAUUGAAUCAGAUGCCAACUCUUUUGAAGAUUGUCCUGAUUAUACCAUCACUAGGGAAAAUGAAUCAGAUGAGAAACAUUUACACACAGAGGUACCAUAUGACUCAGCUCUCAUGUCUGAUUCAGAAAAUGCUACUCAAUUGCUCCCAGGUCUUGUAGUUACAGCUCCUGAGUUUCCUGAUGGUGAGGACGAAGACGGUGAUGCAUCAGGACAAGAAAUAAACUCUUCGAAAGAUAAAGGAAAGCAGUCAAUUGAUGAUGCUUUAUCUUCUGCUUUAGCUAGUUUUUUGUCUUCUUUGUCUUUAGACUCUCCAAAGUAUACUAAAAGUUUAAGUGUUAAAGCCCCUGAGUUUUCAAAUGAAGAUGAUGAUGACAACGAGAGUAAUAAUAGUGAGAUAGCAAAAAAUUACCAAGUUCAUCUAACUGACAGUGAGGAAUUUAGUCUCAUCCAAGUGUUGGCUUCAUCCAAUACUUGGGAAAACAGUGAGAAGAUAAACCCAGAUUCUAAUGAUAAACACUCCAAAAAGAUUGCCCAAGAAGCUGAAGAAAAUGACCAGCUUUGCAGUGCAGAAGGAGAUCAAGAUGAGGUGUGUGUAAAAACUGGUCUUAUUGACAGCUUUGAAGAAGACAAAAAUGGUAAAGUCAAUUGUCAGAAAAGUGACAUUUCAGAUGAGUUGGUUGACAAUCAGACCCCCUUUGGUCAUAGUAUCACCAAGGAAGGACCAUCUUCAGGAACUGAACUUACUGUUGCAGCAGAGGUCCCUAGAAAAACCUUCCAUGAGAACAUCAUAGAGAAUGUUCUUGGAUUUGCACUUGCUUCCUCUGUUGUAGAUUUUGAAAACCCAAUAUUGGAUGUGAAAUUCAUUUCUCAGAGAAGUCCUGCUACCGAGCGUUUCCUUGAAGACCUUCUAGUGGGGACACAAGAUCAAGAGACCAGUUCAAGAGAUCAACCUGUCAAGGAAAGCAAUGAUGAUGUUAACGUUAAGGAACAACUGAAAAGCAAUGGUGAUGUCUCAGUUGAGGAGCAGUCUAAUUUGAUUUCAAUAGAAGAUGGGGAACUGGUGAUUCCAGCUAGCGAUAGCCAUUUUGCUGUGGACAAAGACUUGUGUGCUUCUUCGAUAAUUGCACCUGUGAACAAUGAAGAUGACAAUCUGCCACUGCCGGAGGAUCAUAAACGAAAACGUGAUCAAUAACUGGGUCAAGUUUCGUAUGAAGUGGUUUCUAGUUCCUGAUUGAGUUCGUGAAUCUAAAUCUUUUAGGCAUUGUAUAUAUAGCCUAUUUUCAUGAAUAUCAUCUUGCUCCCCUUCUCUAAAUUUCAACAAUCUUUAGUUUUUUUUUUUGGCUUAAUGUUGCAUGCAUGACAACGGUAAAUAGUCAAUCACUUCUUGGUUGUAGUUGCAUAAUUAUUCGGAGGUGAUAUGUUUUCUUUAUAUGCAUUAAUCGGCAAUUAAAUCAUAUUUUUUUCUUCUUUA
This is a messenger RNA of Glycine soja, 2910 nucleotides long. RefSeq lists its product as uncharacterized. Bases 115 to 2631 code for a protein of 838 amino acids. Lineage: Eukaryota; Viridiplantae; Streptophyta; Magnoliopsida; Fabales; Fabaceae. The transcript is spliced from 3 exons. The record is from RefSeq and is a predicted model, not a curated record.